UAAAGACAUGAUCAUAAUGAACAUUAAAAAAACAAAAUAUAUAUAGUUUUUUUUUUUACUUUUCGUAAAGAUGUAUGGAAGAUAUAUUCCAUGGACUUCAAAAGACCCUCAGUUAUAUAUUGACCCACCAACACAAAGAAUGAGCCUGUGAAGGUCAACCCAGAGCACAUUUAAUAGGGAUGGGCAGAGUGGGUCAGAGAGAGGGGGCUGCAUGUAAACGCCAAGGUGAUUAUUUAUUACUUUGCACAAAGUUUGUAAUCAGUGACAAAAGUUAAGACAACAAAGAACAAAAGGGGAUUGAAUCAAGAAGUCUGGCAGACAGUAGCGAUUAACAACAGUUAAGACAAAUUGUGAAUAACACUGGAAAUGGAACGAAUAAGUGACACUCAAAGACAGCUGUAGCAAAAAAAAAACAAAAAAACAACAAACUUCACCAAUGAGCUAUAACGUUAUGACUACGCGGGUUUCGGUGUGUGUUAUAUUAAGUGAAACUACUCUCAGUCUGAUCUGUUCACCUCGUGAUCAUCUGUUUUAUUCCUGUUCACUCUUUGGUUUCACUUCACUUUCAUCCGCCUGCUGCUGUGAUCGGCUGCAACUUUUCAUAAAGCCAACAUGAUUUUGCUGGUCUUUGCUUUGGCGUCUUUAACUUCAGCUUCUCGCCUGCUUGGACAAGACGACUUUCACUUCAAGUCAUGGAUGGCACAGCACAACAGAGUGUACAACACGCAGCAGGAGUACUAUGAGAGACUCCAGAUAUUCACAGAGAACAAGAGGAGGAUUGACAAACACAAUGAGGGGAAUCACUCUUUCACAAUGGCUCUGAACCAGUUUUCAGACAUGACAUUUGAUGAAUUUCGAAAAUCGUUCCUCUGGUCUGAACCACAGAACUGCUCUGCUACCAAGGGGAACUACAUCAGCAGCAAUGGACCACAUCCAGUCUCCAUCGACUGGAGGAAGAAAGGAAACUAUGUGACUGAUGUGAAGAAUCAGGGACCUUGUGGUAGUUGCUGGACUUUUUCCACAACCGGCUGUCUGGAGUCUGUUACUGCUAUUGCCAAAGGAAGGCUCUUACCACUGUCAGAACAGCAGCUGGUGGACUGCGCCCAGGAUUUCAACAACCAUGGAUGUAAGGGCGGUCUUCCCAGUCAAGCAUUUGAAUACAUCAUGUACAACAAGGGGUUAAUGACGGAGAUGGACUACCCAUACAAAGCUGUUGAAGGUAUUUGUAUGUAUAGACCUCACCUGGCCGCUGCUUUUGUGAAGGAGGUGAUGAACGUAACCGCAUACAAUGAGCGGGAGAUGAUGGAUGCUGUCGCCACACGCAAUCCUGUCAGCUUCGCCUUUGAGGUGACCUCUGACUUCAUGCAGUACUCCUCUGGCGUGUACACCAGCACUGAAUGUCACAACACUACAGAUAAGGUGAACCAUGCAGUUCUGGCUGUUGGCUACGGACAAGAAAACGGUACCACUUACUGGAUAGUAAAGAACUCAUGGGGCUCCAGCUGGGGCAUGAAUGGAUAUUUCUUCAUUGAACGUGGGAAGAACAUGUGUGGCCUCGCUGCCUGCUCAUCUUUCCCAGUGGUGUGAUUUUUAUAUGAUUCUACACUAAAAAAGGGAUGAAUAUUUUCUUUUUUAUCAUCCAGGGUUGUGUAUUGUGAUUGUUACUCUUUUCUUUUUUAUUACACAAUGAGUAGUCAAUUUUUCUAUGGAGAGUUUCUACACAAGGGCAUUUACCUCUACUGAAGGACAGAUUAAGCCAUACCAAGGUCAUAUACACUAUAUAAUCAGUAUGUCUGAAAUGAUCACUUAACUACCAAUCUUUUAAAUAAUGAUGUGCUUCAAUUUUGCUAAUAAAAGCUAUUUAAUCUG
This is a messenger RNA of Acanthochromis polyacanthus (spiny chromis), 1869 nucleotides long. RefSeq names its product cathepsin H (gene ctsh). Gene Ontology annotation, molecular function: cysteine-type endopeptidase activity. Gene Ontology annotation, biological process: immune response. The transcript has 12 exons. The record is from RefSeq and is a predicted model, not a curated record. Gene Ontology annotation, cellular component: lysosome. The coding region runs from base 613 to 1587 and encodes 324 amino acids. Lineage: Eukaryota; Metazoa; Chordata; Actinopteri; Pomacentridae.